GUGAGCCCUCAGUGCUGUCUGAGUCCCGCAGCUGCAGCAGGGCAUGGAUUACGCUUCGGUCUCGCAGGGAGGUGCAGAUCGUCGCAUGUAUUUUCCGUUCGCUUCGGAACAAGCCCUGGAGUCCGGUGUGUGGGGGAGCAGUGCAAAGGACUGCUCACGGAACAGAACUGGUCAGCAUACAUAAUCCCGAAUAGAGACAAGUCAGACCGCAGGGUCUUUUUAAGGGUUUGCCGGGUCGUCAGCUGAAUGAGUCCUUGAUUCCGAGACGAUGCAGGUGACCGAGGGGAACCCUUUGAUGCUAAGCUACACCUUGCCGGACCUUUUUGGCCAUGAUACCGUUCAAGUGGAGCUUAUUCCAGAAAAGAAAGGCCUGUUCCUGAAGCACGUGGAGUAUGAAGUUUCAAGUACGUUCUUCAAGUCUUCGGUGUACAGGCGUUACAAUGAUUUCGUGGUGUUCCAAGAAAUGCUGUUGCAGAAAUACCCCUAUCGCAUGGUGCCUGCCCUGCCGCCCAAGAGGAUGCUGGGAGCCGACCGUGAGUUCAUCGAGUCACGCCGACGGGCUCUAAAGAGAUUUAUCAACCUUGUCGCCAGGCACCCUUCUUUCUGGGACGAUGUGCUUGUGAAUAUUUUUCUUACCUACAACGGUCAGGACAUACAGAACAAAAUGCGGGAGUCUAUUCGAGGUGUGGGAGAUGAAUAUAUCACUUGUAAGAUGUCUGCUCAAGCUAAGGAUUUUCUCCCGAGUGAUAUCCAAGUCCAGUUUGCCGCCAGCCGAGAGCUUAUCCGGAACAUAUACAACAGCUUUUAUAAGCUGCGAGACCGCGCGGAGAGAAUGGCGGCACGUGCCAUCGACAACGCCACCGACCUUCUAGGGUUUGGCAAAGAACUAAGUGCCUUAGGCUCGGACACCACUCCUCUACCUUCCUGGGCAGCUCUAACCCACGGCGCCUGGAGCUCCCUGAAGCAGGCGCUGAAAGGAUUAUCCGUAGAAUUUGCGCUGCUCGCUGACAAGGCAGCACAACAGGGUAAACUUGAAGAAAUAGACGUGGUGGAGAAGCUGAAUCUGUUUCUGGACCUUCUUCAGUCCUACAAGGACCUGUGCGAGAGACACGAGAAGGGAGUAUUACACAAACACCAGAAAGCCUUACACAAGUACAGCCUGAUGAAGAAGCAGAUAAUCAGCGCCUCGGUACAGAAUAAGGAAGGAGAGUCCGUGGAGCAGCUGGAGUCCCGCAUCGCCGAGCAAGAAAAUGCCAUAAUGGCCAUGGAGCUCCGGAAUCACUUCUCCUUGUAUUGUCUGCACCAAGAAACGCAGCUCAUCCACAUCUACCUGCCCCUGACCUCCCACAUACUCGGGGCUUUUGUGAAUUCACAGAUCCAAGGGCACAAAGAGAUGAACCAAGUCUGGAAUGAGCUAAAACCAAAGUUGAACUGCCUGUUCGUGGGAACGCACGGCCUCCCUUCGCCUCCCCUUUCCCCGGAAGAACGCGGCUUUUUCCCCCGCUAGGGGCUGGAUUCAGUAGGGUGCAGAAAUGAAGCAUGGGAGAAGAACAUGCGCAGGUCUGGUCACGAAGCCCUUCUCUUUAUGCAUUCGGGGAAGAGCCAGAACGUAUGUGUUUUGGGAGAAAAGCUUGUAUUUUGCACUUCUGCUCCGAUUUACAAUAAAAGUGUAUCCAGUC
This is a messenger RNA of Spea bombifrons (plains spadefoot toad), 1679 nucleotides long. RefSeq names its product sorting nexin 8 (gene SNX8). Gene Ontology annotation, biological process: retrograde transport, endosome to Golgi. The transcript is spliced from 12 exons. Gene Ontology annotation, molecular function: phosphatidylinositol binding. The record is from RefSeq and is a predicted model, not a curated record. Bases 269 to 1507 code for a protein of 412 amino acids. NCBI's taxonomy places the organism in Eukaryota, Metazoa, Chordata, Amphibia, Anura, Pelobatidae.